AUGGCCAUUUCAAGCGAGAACGACUUUUACUCAAUAGAAGUAUGCGUCACUUGCGACGAAGAUUGCCUUCAUCUUUUACGAAUGCAAGAAUAUCUUCUCAUAAAAAAGAAAAUACUGCUGAGUCUUCCGAUGGAACGGCGCUGGUGGGUGAGGCCCUUGUGGAUGACUCGGGAUGUGGAAUCAGAGUUCUUCACCUCGAUGCCCUUGCUGAUGGCUGGUGACAAAGAGUAUUUUAAAAAAUACUAUCGUAUGAUACCUGAGAAGUUUGAAAAGCUACACUCGCUUGUCGAAGAACCGCUCACCUGGAUGCUGGUCACAAGAGAGUCCGUGCCAUCAAAAGCAAGGCUUGCCAAUACUAUAAGAUAUCUCGCCUCUGGAAUGUACAUUCAGGAUGUAGCCAUGGCUUUUAGAGUAGGAAUUUCCCCAGCCGCCGGUAUCAUUUAUUUCACUUGCAGGCUCCGGGGUGCACUGCAACCUAGUUGUCUUAAGAUUCCGAUGGCUCCCUGGUGGCAAGGGAUCGCAAAUGAUUUUUGCGACAAGUGGGAAUUUCCCCUUUAUGUUGGAGCGGUGGACGGGAAACAUAUCCAAAUUCAAAUGCCACCGCACUCCGGAAGGCUGUACUACAACUACAAGCUAGUGCGUGAAAAAGGCUUUCGGUGUCAUGACAUUAAGGUUUCGAAUAUUCAGGAGAAUCAUAAACCUGCUACUUGA
Messenger RNA from Rhipicephalus microplus (southern cattle tick), 711 nucleotides. RefSeq lists its product as uncharacterized. The record is from RefSeq and is a predicted model, not a curated record. NCBI's taxonomy places the organism in Eukaryota, Metazoa, Arthropoda, Arachnida, Ixodida, Ixodidae.